AUGCAUGAAGGGGGCCGCGGUAUGGAUAUCAUGGACAUCUUUAUCUGGAAGUACUUCGUUUCCGAUGAGUUUCUGCCCUUGCUCAAGACGCCAGGUGCGGAUCAGGAGGCUAUUGUCAUAUAUGCGCACUUUUGUAUCGUCUUGAAGAAACUGGAAAGUCAGUGGUGGCUUCAGGGUUGGGCGACGCAUUUGAUAUCACAGGCGUGGGAGUUGCUGGACGAGAACCACAAGUCGUGGAUCCAAUGGCCGAUGGAAGAACUUGGGUGGUCACCUCCAGCAUGA
This is a messenger RNA of Colletotrichum spaethianum, 282 nucleotides long. RefSeq lists its product as uncharacterized. Bases 1 to 282 code for a protein of 93 amino acids. Gene Ontology annotation, molecular function: DNA-binding transcription factor activity, RNA polymerase II-specific. Gene Ontology annotation, biological process: regulation of transcription by RNA polymerase II. Lineage: Eukaryota; Fungi; Ascomycota; Sordariomycetes; Glomerellales; Glomerellaceae. The transcript has a single exon. The record is from RefSeq and is a predicted model, not a curated record.